CCCAUUCUUAUUUUCGUUUUCGGUUCUUCACCCUCACUUUUAAGUAUCAGAGUGUAGAGAGUAGAGAGAGAAAUCGAUCGGAGAAUGUCGACUAUUACCGUUCCGUCACAAGUUCCUUCCGUAGCCGAAGACUGUGAGCAACUCCGAAAAGCCUUUGGAGGAUGGGGAACAAAUGAGGGAUUGAUAAUUUCUAUAUUGGCUCAUAGGAAUGCUGGUCAACGCAAAUUGAUUCGCCAAACUUAUGCUGAAACUUAUGGAGAAGAUCUCCUCAAAGCACUGGACAAGGAACUUACAAAUGACUUUGAGAGGAUUGUAAUGCUGUGGGCUCUUGAACCUGCUGAACGUGACGCAUUUUUGGCUAAUGAAGCUACAAAGAGAUGGACUUCAAGCAAUCAAAUUCUUGUAGAACUCGCUUGUACAAGGUCCCCGCAGGAACUACUUUUGGCAAGGCAAGCUUAUCAUGCUCGUUUUAAGAAAUCCCUUGAAGAGGAUGUUGCAUAUCACACAACUGGAGACUUUCGCAAGCUUUUGGUACCUCUAGUGAGCUCAUAUCGAUACUCUGGAGAUGAGGUGAACAUGAGACUUGCAAAAUCAGAAGCUAAGAUACUCCAUGAGAAAAUUUCAAAUAAGGCUUACACUGAUGAGGAUUUCAUCAGAAUUCUGACUACAAGGAGCAAAGCUCAGAUCAAUGCCACACUGAAUGACUACAAAAAUGAGUUUGGGACUGAUAUAAACAAGAAUUUGAAAGAUGAUCCCAAGGACGAGUUCCUUGCAUUACUCAGAGCAACAGUGAAAUGCUUGACCUACCCCGAGAGGUAUUUUGAGAAGGUUAUUCGUUUGUCAAUCAACAAGCGUGGAACAGAUGAAGGCGCUCUUACUAGAGUAGUCGCAACAAGGGCUGAGAUCGACAUGAAGACCAUAAAAGAUGCUUAUCAGAAGAGGAACAGUAUCCCUCUCGAUCGUGCCAUUGCCAAGGACACCACUGGAGACUAUGAAAAAAUUCUCCUUGCCCUGAUCGGACAUGAGGAUGCUUGAGUUGUGAGAUGAGUUAGCCUCUUAUAUCGAAUAUCGAUGUAGUGGUUUGAAGUUUUUCCAUCUUCCUGCGUUUCAUUUAGAACAGUGUGUGCUUUGUGUGGGCUAUCCUGGUUGUGCGUGGUAUUUUGCUUUUGGUCUUAUAUGCCCCUUUUUAAAAGACUCUAGACAUUACCUAAUAUUUACUAAUAAUAAAAUGGUCUGCUUUAUUUA
This is a messenger RNA of Cornus florida, 1245 nucleotides long. Its product is annotated as annexin Gh1-like. NCBI's taxonomy places the organism in Eukaryota, Viridiplantae, Streptophyta, Magnoliopsida, Cornales, Cornaceae. Gene Ontology annotation, molecular function: calcium-dependent phospholipid binding; calcium ion binding. The transcript has 5 exons. The record is from RefSeq and is a predicted model, not a curated record. Gene Ontology annotation, cellular component: cytoplasm. The coding region runs from base 85 to 1035 and encodes 316 amino acids.